Messenger RNA from Colletotrichum orchidophilum, 252 nucleotides. RefSeq lists its product as uncharacterized. The coding region runs from base 1 to 252 and encodes 83 amino acids. The transcript has a single exon. NCBI's taxonomy places the organism in Eukaryota, Fungi, Ascomycota, Sordariomycetes, Glomerellales, Glomerellaceae. The record is from RefSeq and is a predicted model, not a curated record.
AUGUUGCUUGGUGGGUUCCAGGCGACUCCGUUCAUAUUUCCUCCCUCCUUAUCUGCGAAUAGCUUCCAGGUGUUUUCCUCGUGGGUGAUGUUAAUAGUCGUCAUGGCGGCGACCACGGCGUGUGACUCUUUGCAGAUCCCGGGGUCUUCAUGUCUGUCCGAGGCGGUGACGGUCUCUAUCUAUCAAGGCUUACAGUUUGCUGAUCACUGUGUCAAAUUUGGGCGCAUGGGUGAGUUGGAGGAAACAGAAUGA